Molecule: messenger RNA, 1305 nt
Organism: Paramormyrops kingsleyae
Lineage: Eukaryota; Metazoa; Chordata; Actinopteri; Osteoglossiformes; Mormyridae
Source: RefSeq, a predicted model, not a curated record
CACUCCGCUCCGCGUUUUGCGUCUUUCCGCGUGCCUCAGUAAAAUGGCUGUGUCUCGCGAAGCCUCGUGCUGGUUUGAUCAGUUUCUCGCCCUCAGUCUCGCUCUGUAACAGAAGCCCCCCCACAUUCAGUGUCGCUUAAAUUAUUUCCCGGGAUCUUUAUUUAUAUUCUUCCAUUAACUUUUUAUUCGACUCGGAACCGGUAGGCCAACCCGGAUUCUGUCUGGUGUUGGGGGGGGAUGAACCGGGACACGGGAACAUUGGUAUAAAUAAUUGUAUUUGUAUUCAAUGCUACUGAGAGGCUGAUUGUGACUAACUCGCUGUGAAAGAGAGGGAGAGAGAGGGAUAUCAUGGCCGCUCAGGUCGCUAGCGCCGCCACUCUCAACAGCAGUCCGCCUUCCGAACUAAAAAAGGCUGAUCGGGACCCGCUCGAGGAAUCGGUACCGGGGGAAAAGCAGCAGGAAAAUAAGGAACCGGGAUCAGAGAGCGGAUCUCCGGGUCAGAAGGAUCUGCAGGACGGGGCCGAUGCUGGAAAUGCGGGGGGAGGAGGGGAUCCUGAGAUGAAGAACGGCAACGGGAAUCCGUCCAGGUUGAACAAUAAUAAUAACCAGAAUGAUUCAGUGGGACCUGACGGGAAUAGCCAUCCCGGGAUGGGACACCAUCACCCGGGCGGUUUUCCUCCAUCUCCCUACGGUUACAGCCAGCACUACAGCCGGCCCCCUUUUCAUCAACAUGGCGGACAACAAAGCCCUGGCAUGGCAGCGGCAGCGGGGCCGGCUGUGCAGCCAGGCAAUAUGAUGGACUCAUAUCAGCCCAGUUCUCAUGAGCACGGCUUCCCUAACCACCAGUUUAAUAGCUACAGCCAGUUCCCGAACCGGACGCCCUACCCAGGCCCCGGCUACGCCAUGAAUUCCCCGAGAAGCAACCAGCCCCCGGCGGCUGGGGGGCAGCCAGGCAAGCAGCAGCAGCCAGCGGGAGGAACCACUGCUAUGGCUGCCUCCUACAACGCUCAGAGGUAUAACUCGGGAAGCCAGCCGCCUAACUCCACUCCUACCCCGACCCUAAAUCAGCUCCUGACCUCGCCCAGCUCUUCGCGGGGCUACCAGAGCUACCUACCGAGCGACUACAACAACCAGGAAGGGGCUAACAAGGGACCACCAGACAUGGGAAGCAGCAGUCAGUAUGGUGGUGGGGGCCACCAGGCUUGGCAACAAAGGAGCCAUCACCCACCGCCUAUUAGCCCGGGAAACUCCGGACAGCCUCUGACCCGAAAUCAGGUAGGUCCCGGUUGAGCCCUGGGCACCCGU